UGCUUCGUUGGCGUAGAUUUGGAAGGAAUGGAUGCAUAGCUACUACCAGACAGAGAGAAACGAAACCUCAAAUCUUGAUCGUCGUCGUCCUCGUUAUGGCUUCUGCAUCGGAGAUUGCACUAAAAUUGAAUCUGAGUCCCCACCCGGAAGGCGGAUUCUACGCCGAAACUUUUAGGGACACUUCCGUAUUCCUCUCCAAAUCCCAGCUUCCUCCUGAAUACAAGGUUGAUCGUGCCGUUAGCACAUGUAUUUACUUCUUAUUACCAUCUGGUAGUGUCUCUCGUCUCCAUCGUAUACCAUGUUCAGAAACGUGGCAUUUCUACAUGGGAGAACCUAUUACGGUAAUGGAAUUGAAUGAGAAAGAUGGGCAGAUGAAGCUAACAUGUCUUGGACAUGAUCUAGGACAGAAUCAACUGCCCCAGUAUACAGUGCCUCCCAAUGUGUGGUUUGGCGCAUUUCCAACGAAGGAUAUUCACAUUUCAUCCAACGGGGCAGUGCUAAAAUAUGAACCGAGGGAUUCUGAAACCAACUUCUCCCUUGUAGGUUGCACUUGUGCUCCAGCCUUUCAGUUUGAGGACUUUGAGCUAGCAAAACGCUCUGACCUUGUCUCGCAAUUCCCCAAUCAUGAGUCUCUUAUCACGUUACUCACCUUUCCUGAUUGAGACGAAGCUCAGCAGCGUGGAGCCUUUGCAAAUCUUGCAGGCUUGUAAUACUGGUUACUAGUUGUACCAUCUUUAUGCUUCUUGAACUUUAGGAUCAUGCUUUCUUUCUGGAAUCUGAUUUUCAAACUUAUUGGCAAUUUGACUGGCCAAAUUCCUGAUGAACUUCUGCAGAAACUACUUAAAUAAAUGGAUCUGUCUGCCAAUGCAUCUUGAUUGCAUGGAAAGACUUAUACAUCAACAAGGAUAUUUUGGUCAAUAUGAUUCUAAAUAGGUAAAGGCUCCCCUGCCGAAUAUUUGU
Rubroshorea leprosula is the source of this 960-nucleotide messenger RNA. The record is from the annotation of a GenBank genome assembly. NCBI's taxonomy places the organism in Eukaryota, Viridiplantae, Streptophyta, Magnoliopsida, Malvales, Dipterocarpaceae.